AUGCCCAUUGCUUGGGACAAUGCUGGCUGGUCACUCGAUUGUCUUCAAGGAACCUGGUACGAGCAGGCCAGAUACGAUAACGACUUUCAAAUGCUGGAGCACUGCGUCGUUGUGAGCUUCACCAAGGAGAACGGCAAGGAUCUUUUCAACGUGCAGGGCAUUGUUGAUGAUAAGCCUCUCGCCUUCAGCGGACCAAUCAACGCCGCGUCCAACGGAACCGGAGUCCUCUUCUUCCACUCUUCCGUGUACAAGAACAUUGAAAAGACAGACGAAAUGGCCGUCGCCGUUCUCGCUCUGGACGUGAACAAUUACGCUGUGAUGUAUGACUGCAAAUACGACGAAGAGACCAAGAAGCACCAUGACUACCUCUGGAUCCUGUCCCGUUAUAAGACUUAUAGCGGGGUUACGAAGACGUUUGUAGAUGGUCUGCUCGAUAGGAGCCCUUUUGUAGACAAAUCUAAACUCGUCUGGCAAGAUUUCUUGCCUAAAUCAUGCAACCGAUAAAUGGAAAAUUCACUAUUAAACUCCAGAUAAUCCCACAAAAGAGCAUGUGAAAAAUUACCAUUCAUGUGAUUAAUAAUGAUUUCAUAUUACAAACUUCGGUGUGACCACAAACUGCUGA
This is a messenger RNA of Aricia agestis (brown argus), 622 nucleotides long. Its product is annotated as bilin-binding protein-like. NCBI's taxonomy places the organism in Eukaryota, Metazoa, Arthropoda, Insecta, Lepidoptera, Lycaenidae. Gene Ontology annotation, molecular function: pigment binding. The transcript is spliced from 2 exons. The record is from RefSeq and is a predicted model, not a curated record. Bases 1 to 504 code for a protein of 167 amino acids.